Mizuhopecten yessoensis (Yesso scallop) is the source of this 3732-nucleotide messenger RNA. RefSeq names its product mitogen-activated protein kinase kinase kinase 7-like. NCBI's taxonomy places the organism in Eukaryota, Metazoa, Mollusca, Bivalvia, Pectinida, Pectinidae. Gene Ontology annotation, biological process: protein phosphorylation; positive regulation of canonical NF-kappaB signal transduction; JNK cascade. Bases 111 to 2195 code for a protein of 694 amino acids. Gene Ontology annotation, molecular function: ATP binding; MAP kinase kinase kinase activity; magnesium ion binding. The record is from RefSeq and is a predicted model, not a curated record. The transcript has 19 exons.
UUACCUCCCCUCAUCGAAGUUCUAAAAACCAAAAUGUCUCCAGAUUGAAAAGCGACAGCUUUGCCUGACAGUGGGGCGUGGAUGGCCUAUGAUAAUUCAAACACAUCGAGAUGGAUGCCCCACAAGCUUUUGUGGAGGAAAUAGAUUUCAACGAACUCCAAUGUCAUGAGGUGGUUGGAAAAGGAGCGUUUGGCGUGGUCAGUCGAGCAAAAUGGCGUGGGAAAGAAGUGGCUGUGAAGCUGAUAGAGACAGAGUCUGAGAGGAUCGCAUUUAUUACGGAGCUGAAACAGUUGUCUCGGGUCAAUCACCCCAACAUUGUCAAACUAUAUGGUGCCUGUACAAAACAGCCUGCGGUAUGUUUAGUAAUGGAAUAUGCGGAAGGGGGAUCCCUGUACAAUGUCCUUCAUGGUACUGGUCCACAACCUGCCUAUACAGCGGCCCACGCCAUGAGCUGGGCGCUUCAAUGUGCCAAAGGGGUGGAGUAUCUCCACAACAUGAAACCUAAAGCUCUCAUCCACAGAGACAUGAAACCUCCAAAUCUAUUGUUAAUCAUGGGUGGUACAGUACUAAAGAUUUGUGACUUUGGCACAGCCUGUGAUAUACAGACACACAUGACCAACAACAAGGGAAGUGCCGCUUGGAUGGCUCCGGAGGUGUUUGAAGGCAGUAACUACAGUGAAAAGUGUGAUGUGUUUAGUUGGGGAAUCAUCCUAUGGGAAGUGAUCACAAGGAGGAAACCAUUUGAUGAGAUUGGUGGCCCAGCAUUUAGGAUCAUGUGGGCUGUACAUAACGGUACACGGCCACCUCUGGUGCGUAACUUGCCCAGACCUCUAGAGCUGCUCAUGACACGAUGCUGGUCUGGAAACCCUGCAGAACGCCCCUCCAUGGCAGAAGUCACUAGGAUCAUGUCUCACUUAUUUCAGUUUUUUGAUGGUGCUGAAAAGCCCUUAGUAUACCCCCAUUAUGAUGACGAAGAUGCAGUUGGUUCGCCUGAGUUUUCCUUCAACACACCAGCAUCUAUAUUCUACAAUACACCACCAAAUGACGCCAUAACGUCCUUCAGCCCACAGACUGCUGAGUCGAGGUCUGGAACACUGAUCAGUGACACGGUCCGUCAUCAGCUGGACAGAAGCGAGGCUGAUGACCAGCCACAGAUGUCUCCUCCCCCAUUACCACCUCGAGCCAACCCUCCACAGGGAGAGCAGACACGACAGAUGAGUGCUCCACCCUCAUUGGCAGCCAGUCGGGAGAGCUUGUUUGAAGGUCAUGUACGUAGCCCAAGGUCAGGAACACCUGUUGAUCCACACCUGAAGCGAUACUCCGCAGACAUGAGCAGAUUUGAUGGCGACAUCAUGACGCAGGGGAGCAGUGGAAGUGGAAGUAGUAGCGAGUCGCACAAAGGGCACCGUAGGGCAGGUUCAUACGGUACGCCAACAAUGUUCUCCUCCGCCGGACUCCCCAUACAAUCUGUGUCGCAAGGAAGGGGCCACAGAAGGGGUGGAUCUGAUGAAGUGUCACAAAUACGAUACAAUCAUAGAAGUUCACCUGUGUUUGUCAAUACUACACCUAACCUAGCCCACACGGGGCCUCUCUCAGUGAGCCCUGUCCACCAUGUGAGCACCUACCCUGGCACCCUCAGUCAGGCCAACCAGGAAACAACCCCGCCCCCUAUUAGGUCUUUCUCAUACCAGCCACCGCAAACCACAGAACGGGUUCAACCCCAUAGCGUUCGUGCGACAUCGUGGACGUCGGAAAUGUCAGUUCCACCGGUAACCAUAGUUCCUGGAGGAAACCAGUCAUCUGAUCCCCAACCACGACCUAUCAAUCAUAUUGUAGGUACGGGGAUGUCAAAUGCUGACUCGUUCGCCAUGAACCUUGUUUACCAGUCUCUUGACCACCAGCUACAGCCCCUGGCGCCAUGUCCUACUAGUCGGGAAUCAAUGGAAAUUUUUGACCAACAUUGUAAGCUUGCUCAAGAGUACUUGAAAGUUCAGACAGAAAUGGCACUAUUAACACAAAGAAAGAAUGAUUUGAUAAAAGAAUUUGAAAUGGAUGAGAAGAAUCAACAGAGCAGUACACGCCUCGCUGAGGAAUAUAAACUACUUCUCCAGGAGAAUGAAAGUUUGGUCUUACUGCACAAAAACCUGAACAAACAAGUCGAGCAGGUGCACCAAAUGCAACAGAAAAAGAGAUGAGGGAGGCUGCAAGUUUAAAUUGUAUCAGAAUUGCGAAGCUGUGCAGUGGUGAUAUCACGACUGUAUUUUGAAGGUGCCAUGUUGAAAUUACGUGUGUCCUGAUUGUUUGAAAGUUUUCUGGUCUGGAAAGUGAUUUGUGGGACAUAUGUGGAGAAAUGAAGUCACUGUAUCAAUCCAGGAUGUACCGAACAGAACUGUUGGACUUAUUGGAGUAUAAGUAAAGUGAUAAAUGAAAUGCUGGAUGCUAGCCUGGUCCCAGAUGCUCUAGGACUUGCACGAGAACUAGUUUGAAGAUGAUACAGUCAUAAAUAAAAUAGAGGUUGCUAGAAAGCUUACUAUUCCAGUCUCACAUUGAGAUUGCUUGACUGUUUCAGCUGAGUUUAUCUCUUGCUAGGUUAAACUCAGAUAAUCAUUUACAAUUUGAGAGCUUUCUUCCUAAAACUGCACAGUAUUAAUCUUCAAAUAGAAAAAAAUAUGUAGAGAAACAAUUAUGAUGAAAUAUGUGGAAGGGUUUCUUCGUAUUAACUCAGUUGUGAAUUUCAAACAAAGAUGUAUCUUGUAUGCUUCUAUAAAUUCUCUGUUAACAAAAAAAAUAGGAAUCAUGUUUAAGUAAUGUCACUGCUACCAUAUUGGGAUCAAUUUGAUAAAUGAAAUAAUGUAUGCUGUGUUAUAUAGCCAUGAAUUGUUUAGAUAUUAAAGGCCAAAAUGUCUAAACAGAUUCAUUUGGAGCUGGUCUUCAGCUAUACAUGUAAUUGUAUAUGUAUUUAGCAAUUAAUCUUCGGCUGUCAGUAUCUCCAUAGAAAUAUCAAAUAUUAAGAUAUCUUUGGGUAGUGGUAAUUGAAGUUGCUUGUCACAUUACUAUUGCAAAGAGUUACAUAUGAAAGAAAACCAAAUCUAUUCAUUAUAACCUUUUACAUAAAAAUGUAUUUCUGUCAGGAGCCCCAGGACUCACAGAGCUUAUCCUCUGCACUGCAAGUUAUGAUAUUUAUUACCUUUGAUACUUUACUGAAAAAUUGAUAGGAAUAAUUCCAAAAUUAUUCACUCUCUUUAAAUCAUAUAGACAAUCAAUAAUUGUCUUUGUAUGAAAAUACCUUUCAUGGCCAGUAUACAGUAGAAAUAUGGCAAAACUCUACCUUAAAACUUACAAAUAUAUUCAUAUUAUUCUACAGUAUUUGAAAUAGUAACAGUCCUGUUAGUGUAUAGUGCAGAUAUACAAUACUGUAGUUCUGUUCCAACACAUUGGUGGAAGGACAUUAAUUGGUUUUUAUCUUACUUUUAAAUCUGAACAAGUUAUAAUGUAUUGCAAUUCUUGACUUGAAUGCAUGUAUAUAACUACUAUCAAGAAAGAAGAUAAAAAUAAGGUUGUACAGGCAGGAAUCACUGAUGAUAAGCAUGCAAUAGACUUUUGUCUUUCAUAUCAAUUGAUUCAUAAUACUGUUUUCAUGUUUUUUUUAUGUGGUAUGCAUACUUAUAAUUUGUAAAUAAUGACAGAUUUGUAUUUAAAAUACAUAAUAAAAUGAUCGAAUCUAUCAUAUGC